This is a messenger RNA of Trichoderma atroviride IMI 206040, 1992 nucleotides long. RefSeq lists its product as uncharacterized. The record is from RefSeq and is a predicted model, not a curated record. Lineage: Eukaryota; Fungi; Ascomycota; Sordariomycetes; Hypocreales; Hypocreaceae. Gene Ontology annotation, molecular function: oxidoreductase activity.
GCUUCUUCUUCAUCCUCUUUGCAAAAGGCAUCACCUUAUACCCAUUCUUUUCAACUUGCUUCUUGGCGCGUGUGCAGCACCGUCCCUCCCUUUUCCCAGCUUCAACUCUUUUUUCCCAUCCUUCCAGCCUCACCAAAUUUCCCCCACCAUGGCCGACAUUAACGUUGAUGUUCUCGUCAUUGGCAUGGGACCUACUGGUCUCGGUGCCGCCAAGCGUCUGAACCAGAUCAACGGCCCUUCAUGGCUGAUUGUCGACUCUUCCCACAAGGCUGGUGGUCUUGCCGGUACUGAUGUCACUCCUGAAGGCUUCUUGUACGACGUUGGCGGUCAUGUCAUCUUCUCCCACUACAAGUACUUCGACGACUGCCUGGACGAGGCUCUCCCCAAGGACGAUGACUGGUUCGUCCACCAGCGAAUCUCCUACGUCCGCUACAAGGGCCUCUGGGUCCCCUACCCCUUCCAGAACAACAUCUCCAUGCUCCCCAAGGAGGACCAGGUCAGAUGUCUGGAGGGCAUGAUCGACGCUGCCCUCGAGCACCGCGUUGCCAACACCAAGCCCAAGGACUUUGACGAGUGGAUCAUCAGAAACACCGGUGUUGGUGUUGCUGAUAUCUUCAUGCGACCCUACAACUACAAGGUCUGGGCCGUCCCUACCACCAAGAUGCAAUGCCAGUGGCUCGGCGAGCGAGUUGCUGCCCCCGAUGUCAAGACCGUCACCAAGAACGUCGUCCUGAACAAGGUUGCCGGUAACUGGGGACCCAAUGCCACUUUCCGAUUCCCCGCUCGGGACGGUACCGGUGGUAUCUGGAUCGCCGUCGCCGACACUCUUCCCUCCGAGAAGAAGAAGUUUGGCAAGUCCGGUGAGGUCACCAAGAUCGACGCCGCCAACAAGACCGUCACCAUGGCCGACGGCACCACCAUUGGCUAUGGCACCCUGGUCAACACCAUGGCUGUCGACCACCUCGUCGAGAAGAUGGGCAACCAGGAGCUAAUCACCCUGUCCAAGGGCCUCUUCUACUCCACCACCCACGUCAUUGGUGUUGGUAUCCGUGGUGAGCGCCCUGAGCGCAUCGGCGACAAGUGCUGGCUGUACUUCCCAGAGGACAACUGCCCCUUCUACCGUGCCACCAUCUUCUCCAACUACUCUCCCUACAACCAGCCCGAGAAGAACGCCAAGCUGCCAACCCUGUACCUUGCCAACGGCGAGAAGGCUGCCUCUUCCGAGGCUCAGGACGGUCCUUACUGGUCCAUCAUGCUGGAGGUUUCACAGUCUGAGCUGAAGCCCGUGGAUGUCGACAACCUGCUCAAGGACUGCAUUCAGGGUCUCGUCAACACUGAGAUGCUCAAGCCCGAGGACGAGAUUGUCUCGACCUACCACCGUGCCUUUGACCACGGAUACCCCACUCCUUCUCUGGAGCGUGAGGGUGUCCUGAAGGAGCUCCUGCCCAAGCUCCAGGACCUGGGCAUCUACUCUCGCGGCCGCUUCGGCAGCUGGAGAUACGAGGUCGGCAACCAGGACCACUCCUUCAUGCUGGGUGUUGAGGCCGUCGACGCCAUCACCAGCGGAGCCGUUGAGCUGACCCUCAACUACCCUGACUUUGUCAACGGCCGACAGAACACCGAGAGGCGUCUGGCGCAGGCCUUUUCCUACGGAGCUCAGCCUCUGCCUACCCGCGAGAGGAACUAAGGAGUUGCAAGCAUCGGGAUGAUGGAGGUUGAAUACUAGGUAUAUAAGGAGCACAAUGUACACGUGCACUGUAAUGUGAGGCAGCGGCUAUCGAAUCAAUCUGGGUAGCUAUGUGGUCUGCUAUGAAUGGGGGUAUUUCAAAGGUCUGAAAAUUUCGGAAUAGCUCGGGUGAUACGAACGCCUAGGGUUGUGUAUGGGCAGUCGGUAUAGAUUCCCUCGCUGCGAAAUAGCGAGUAUAGGUUAUGAUAGAGAUAGAGAGUGAUUUUUGCUCUUUUUUUGAUAACAAUAAAUCUGUUGUUAGGCGC